ACCAAAAUUAUUAUAUCCACCAAGGGCAAACGAAACCUUGAGAAAAAACUUACAAAUUCCCAAACCUGAAACACGGCCAACUCCCGACUCCGAACGCGAGUGGAAAGGCCAAGAACCUGAUAUCCAGUGAUGAGUAGAGGAGAAGGAGGAGGGAGAAGGAGCCAUGGGAAUUACACCAACCCCUGCCUGACGAUGCAUCAGCCAUGGGCUUCCCUUUUAGUUUAUGGGAUCAAACGCAUUGAAGGCAGGUCGUGGCCAGCUCCCGUUCGAGGCCGCCUUUGGAUUCAUGCUGCAAGUAAAGUUCCAGAGGAAGCUACAAUCAAAGCAAUGGAGGAAUUUUAUAGGGAAAUCUAUGCAGUGAAUGGCAUUACUGAAAUUAAAUUUCCAGAACAUUAUCCUGUUUCAAGACUUUUAGGGUGUGUUGAAGUGGUUGGCUGUGUUAGAUGUGAAGAACUAGCAAGCUGGGAGGCGGUACCUGUAGGGGUAAGGUUAGAAGGACAAACAGAUUUUUGCUGGCUCUGUGAACAGCCAAAGAAAUUGCUAGUUCCAUUUGAGAUGCGGGGCUAUCAAGGUGUUUAUAACUUGGAAAAGAAGAUAUAUGAAGCUGCAGUUAGAGGUCUCGUUCCAGUUAAAGGUCCAAUGCCAGUAAAAUUUCUCCUCCCAAAUCCUCGGGAUCCUUUUUCCUUAAAACCAGGGUCUAUUUCAGUGCUAUUCCCUGGGAAAGCAUCUGAAGUGGAGAAAUCAUCAAGUCUCACAGCAGCCAUUGCUGGUGCACGUGCUGCAGCUACUCAGUUCAACAAGAAAGAUCAAGAUCUCUUAGCAAAUACUGUCCAGAAUAACAAUUCUAAUUCUAAAAGUGAUGAAAUGAAUGGUAAACCUUUGGAGGAACAUCAAAAGCCAAAGAGUAACUUAUAUGAAGGCUCUAAUGUCAUACCUUCAGUGUCAAAUGAGGGAGAGGAAAGCAGUAGCCAACGUCAAACUCAUGCAGAUAUGAAACAGCUUCCUGGAGCUCCUGCUAAGAUUUUUGCUGCUGCAGUUAGAGGACUGAAGCCAUCCUGAAUCCACUGUUGUUUGCUAUUGGGAAUGAGUGGCAUGCAGAAGUUAACUUCUGUUGCGAAGGUUCAACUCGGCUGACUGGUUCCCAUUUGUUGUAUUUCAUUCUUAGCGCCUGUACACUAAUUAGCAAUGUAUUUGGACUGAAACUAGUUCAUAAUGUGCUUAUAGAAUUGUGAUGAGAGGCAGACAUUUUUGCAUAGCUGAAAUUAUUAGAAGAAAUGUAUCUGGAUUCAUACUAGGCAACAUUGUAUUUAUUAGAAAUGGUCAGGAUGUGGAAACUUACAUAUGUUUUGAUCUGUAAGAAAUUCUCUUGAUCUUUCUGGUCA
Messenger RNA from Manihot esculenta (cassava), 1382 nucleotides. RefSeq lists its product as uncharacterized. Gene Ontology annotation, biological process: positive regulation of DNA-templated transcription. Bases 130 to 1059 code for a protein of 309 amino acids. The record is from RefSeq and is a predicted model, not a curated record. Lineage: Eukaryota; Viridiplantae; Streptophyta; Magnoliopsida; Malpighiales; Euphorbiaceae. Gene Ontology annotation, cellular component: nucleus. Gene Ontology annotation, molecular function: transcription coactivator activity. The transcript is spliced from 7 exons.